UAUUGUUAAAGACUCCACCUCUUUCACGUGAACGCGCUUUAAGCCGAAUUAGAAAAUCCUGGGUUAACAAAGCUCUGGGUAUCCAGCUUCAAAACACCGUCAUCUUUUCCCGUUUCCGUCGCUUAGACAGUUAUUUAUGAACGUUAAGCGCGCCGUGACUUACUCUCGCGCCUGUUAAGCUCGGCUUUAUCGCGUUUGGCGACGCUUUUGGGUUACGAUUUGAUUACUAAAUCUAGCAUUGAAACAUCUCGGAUAACUGCGCGCAUCCGCUCCGCCAUCAAGGGGAGAGCAAUCGCACGCCGAGACCCGGAUCACAACCCAUGAACACAGACAGAGAUUACCAGAUGAUGAGGAAAAACGAGAGGGCACAUUUUUUCAGCUCUAAAGAGCAGGAACUCAUUUUAAAGUUGUAUGAAGAAGAAAGAGAGAUACUGACAGCCAAAUCCAACACUACCAGCGCCUCUAAACUGAGAGAGGAAGCCUGGCAGAGAAUUGCUGACAGAAUAAACGCGGUAUCGGACAGCGGCUACAAAAGAUCAUGGCAGCAAGUGAAAGUCAAACAUAAAAAUAUAGUGCAAACAGCAAAAAGACGGCGUGCCGAGGUGUUGAGAAAUGAGACGGGGUCCACCACCCCGUCGCUGAACUCUGCAGAGGAAGACGUCCUGCAGCACAAAGACAACAGUCUGAGAGUGGAGGUCCUCCCUAGCAGCGCUUGUAUUGAGCCACUGACUGGAUCUGACAACUCUUUUAUCAGUGUCUCAGGCCAUCCUGUCCUCCUCCUGCCUGUAACAAAGACAGAACCAGAGAGCCUGAGCGGCGAUGAGACAGAUGUCAGUGACACUCCUUUUGAAGGCGAUGUGAACGGCAGCAGCUUCCAGGAGACGGCAAACUCAAUAUGUGCUGCAACCGACGGCGGAGGUGCAGAGAGGCAGACAGACGAUUUAAAAGCCCUUUACUGCUCCUACCUCAGGAAGGAGAUAGAGAACCGAGACCAGCUGAUGGCAUACAGAGCACUUAAAAUGAAGAAGAUAGAGAAAGAAAUGUUAUUACUUGAUAAGCAGCUGAUGUGACCAUGUCAAUAAAUGCUAGAAGUGUUCAAAAAUAUUUGAUUUAUUCCAGGUCAGAUAAUUGUGAGAAAGUGCUUCAGUCACAUUAAUUGUUACGUACAUGUUGGUCUGGGAGUUCACUGCAACAGUGGGCAUCGAAGUCUCCAGCAAUUCUGCAAGUAAUAACGAGCUGGACCCUUUGCAAUUCUACAUAUGCAACAGUACAACACAAGUGCAGUGUGCCCAACUGGUGGGUCACGGUCCAUAAGUGGGUCC
This is a messenger RNA of Plectropomus leopardus (leopard coralgrouper), 1322 nucleotides long. RefSeq lists its product as uncharacterized. The record is from RefSeq and is a predicted model, not a curated record. NCBI's taxonomy places the organism in Eukaryota, Metazoa, Chordata, Actinopteri, Perciformes, Serranidae.